This is a messenger RNA of Priapulus caudatus, 1518 nucleotides long. RefSeq names its product oxidative stress-induced growth inhibitor 2-like. Bases 1 to 1485 code for a protein of 494 amino acids. The record is from RefSeq and is a predicted model, not a curated record. Lineage: Eukaryota; Metazoa; Priapulida; Priapulimorpha; Priapulimorphida; Priapulidae. The transcript has 5 exons. Gene Ontology annotation, molecular function: oxidoreductase activity.
AUGACAACAAAACAUCCUGAACCGCAGUACAAGGAUGUCGUGGUCAUUGGGAAUGGCCCGUCAGGAAUUACUUUGUCCUAUUUUCUUGCCGGUAAUUGGCCGUACUACAACGGAGGCCCAAGUCCUGACUCAUUUUUGCACACGAAAUUGGAAGCGAAUAUGCACUUAUCUGUCAUCGAGCAGGACUUGGAGUAUUUGUCCGAGAGCUUGGAUCUGAUACGGUCAAAUAAUCCAGUGUCUGUGCUCUUUGACACGCUCAUCCACCCGGAGGCAGACCUUGGGAUCGACCGGCGAGCACACAUCGAUUUCGUUCAUGCUCGUGGCCAUGAGAUCCAGCACGUGGUGUUGGGAACGGGCCAACCUGGCGGUGCGUGGCAGAAGCUAGAUGGAGACAUGCUGACGCUUAGCCUCGCAAACUGGAUGGAACUUCCUUCAUUAAACUUUCGAGACUGGGCCAGCACCUACAAAAUCGAUGGGAUACCGCUAACAGCGAGUCACGCUACAUGCCGCGGCAGCCGAGUGUCGGUGCGUGACGUCAGGGACUACUACCAGCACUUCGUCAAGAGUCGCCACCUGGAGACGUACUUCCGCAACGACUGCACCGUCACAUCCGUCGCGCGUCUCCACAACCGCCGCGACGUCGUCUGCAAUCGUGAGAACGGAGAACCGGAAACCGGCGGUGACCUAGCAUCCGGCGACCGAAUCUGGGAGGUCAGCGGGCAUGCGCAGUGCGGGCUGAGCGAGAGCGGUGCGGUGCGCUACGAGCGUUUCUGCUACCGCGCUCGAGACGUUGUACUUGCGACUGGCGGCGACGGUUUACCGAACCGACUACGCGCUCCGGGCGAGCACCUGCCGUUCGUUCUUCACUCGAUGCGUGACGCUGAGAGACUGCUGUCGUCGGGAAAACUCACUCACGUUUCCGAUCCGGUGAUGAUCGUCGGAGCAGGGCUGUGUGCUGCCGACGCCGUCAUCGCCGCAGCUAAACAUGGCGUCCCCGUCGUGCACGCGUUCCGACGGGCCGCCACCGAUCCCCAGCUCAUCGUCAACCGACUCCCUGCGAAGGUCUACGGCGAGUAUCAUCGCGUGCUGGUGAUGAUGAAGGGUGGGGGAGACUCCGUGUGCGGGUAUGUUCCGCUAGCGCAGCAUAGUGUGCACAGCAUCAGACCCGACGCUCGCGUCGUGCUGCGUUCGACGAGGAGUGGUUCGUAUAACACCGUGAAGGUGUCACACGUGAUCGUACUGAUAGGUUCGCGGCCCAACCUGCGCUGCAUGCAGGGCGAGUGCCGCAACCUCGGCGUUAAACCUGACGAGCCGAUCUGCCCGAAGCGAAACCCGAUCGACGUUGACAUGGUGACGCACGAGAGCGUGCACGAGCCGGGGUUGUACGCGAUGGGAUCGCUUAUUGGCGACAAUUUCGUGCGUUUUAUCACGGGUGGUGCCUUAGCCAUCACUGCCCAUAUCGCGAGGAAGCUUCUAGCCAACUAAUGAGAACCAUCCUCUCGUCUUUUCCUGCUAUGU